Molecule: messenger RNA, 6224 nt
Organism: Sphaerodactylus townsendi
Lineage: Eukaryota; Metazoa; Chordata; Lepidosauria; Squamata; Sphaerodactylidae
Gene: KIF14
Product: kinesin family member 14
Exons: 30
Coding region: 267-5201 (1644 amino acids)
Biological process (GO): microtubule-based movement
Molecular function (GO): ATP binding; microtubule binding; microtubule motor activity
Source: RefSeq, a predicted model, not a curated record
AGGUUUGGGUGUGGAGCUUGCCUCCUUUUUCUCCCUUGCUUGGGCAGAAAUCUCGCCAUUCUUUACUUCGGAAAAGGAUAAUUUGCCGUGGGAAGAAUAAUGUUUAAAGGUUUCCCAUCGUGAGGGCGUUUUCUGCAUUUACUGUCGUGGGAGCUUACUUGAGAGGAGGAGAUCCCUUGGUAGUACGUUAUAAAGAAAAGACUAGCAGUCAAGUAUUCCCUGGAAAAGCUUACAGAAGAUAGUGUCUGUCCUAAAAUUCCAGCUUGAUGGAAAUGCCUAUCUAUCCUGUACCUAAAAGGUGCCAUACUGAUACACUUGGGGUUUCCUCAAAAAAAUAUGCCCCAGAGAAUAUCAUUGCUAAAAGCAACGGAUUUGGCCCUCAGGUUACAUCACAAGCAACAGGGAAGGAGAGAGAUACACCACUAUCACAGUCCUGGAGCAAAACUGAAGAAAUAAAUAGAACCUAUGUGAUUUCUGCCUGCAAGAAAUUGGGUGAGGCUUCAGUGGCAUGUACGAGUGAAGGUAAGAAGCUGAGCCUCCAAAGAAGGACAGUGGCAAGCAAAGGACAUUUUGAUCAGGACGCCGCACUUGAUAUUGAUACUACACAGUCCCAAAGGCAUCCGACACUACAGCAGCGUCUGAGGACUGGAUCAAAUGAGAAGUAUAAAAUAGACAACGCUCUUGAAGGCAGAAUGAAAAAUGAAGUAUCUCUCACACAGAAGAGCAAUGAAACUUUAUUUACACCAAAAUAUAACAGCAAGGACACUCCACUUGUUAAAAAUGGCCUUCAGUCACUCAGAGAUCAUACAGAUAUAAGGAGAAGUUUGGAACAGAAAAAUGAUUUCCUUUUUAAUCACAAUGGUUCCGGUGGUACUAGGAACUAUUCUUCUGUGAAACAAAGGGCAGUCGGUACUAAUUCACAAAAUGAGGUUCUUCGUUCAGUGCCAUUAACAGCUGCAAAACCUGAAAUCAGGACGUUAAAACUGGCUGAAAAAGUUAAUUUCAGUAAGUUCAAUGAGACUGGCAGUGAGCAAAACAGAUCUAUUAAAAAUGGAAUUUUGGAAAGACAGAAGACACCAAGGAAAGUGAUAGCAGAAGGUAUUAAAUUUACAGGAAAAUAUGGAUCUCUUCAAGAUGCCAAAAGUCCUGGUCUCUCCACUGUAAGGAACAAGACAACAUAUCUUCAAAUAAUCCCGCAGAAGAAAUCCAGUGUUUCUAAUCCUCUAACCAAUAAAAAUAGAAGGGAACGAGAAAACAGCAUGGACACUUUGCUGAAAGACAAUACUCCAAUUCAGAACACAUGCACCAAAGAUGAUCUUUUCAAAGUGGAAAACAGUAAAGUGACUGUUGCAGUGAGAGUACGCCCCUUCAGCACCAGAGACAAAAAUGAAGAAACAUUGCAGGUGGUAUCUAUGUCAGGACAAGAAACUGUUGUUCACCACCCAGAUACAAAACAAGUGUACAAUUUCAUUUUUGACUUUUCAUUAUGGUCGGUUGAUAAGCAACACUGUAACUUUGCAAGUCAGGAAAUGGUCUAUCAGUCAGUGGCUUCCCCUCUCCUGGAAACAGCCUUUGAGGGAUACAACACCUGCCUCUUUGCAUAUGGACAGACUGGCUCUGGGAAGUCCUAUACCAUGAUGGGGUUUGAUGAUGACGAACGAGGAAUAAUACCAAGAUUUUGUGAAGAUCUCUAUACUCGGAUAGCAAAUAUGGAAUCACAGCAGACUUACCACCUUGAGAUGAGCUAUUUUGAAGUCUACAAUGAAAAAAUUCAUGAUUUACUUGUGUUCAGAACUGAAAAUGGACACAGGAAACAGCCUCUUCGUGUAAGAGAACAUCCAAUCUUUGGACCCUUUGUGGAAGAUCUGACAGUGAAUGUGGUCAGUUCUUACUCAGAUGUCCAGAGAUGGCUCCAGCUAGGAAAUAAACAGAGAGCUACUGCUGCCACAGGCAUGAAUGACAAGAGUUCUCGGUCGCAUUCUGUUUUUACCCUUGUAAUGACGCAAACAAAGACCAAUAUUGUGGGGAAGGAGGAAUGUGAACAUCGAAUUAUCAGUCGCAUGAAUCUAAUAGAUCUGGCAGGCAGUGAACGCUGCUCAGCAUCUCAAACCACUGGAGACAGACUGAAGGAAGGUAUGAUUAUUAACAAAUCCCUGUUGACUUUGGGAAAAGUUAUUUCUACACUGUCUGAGCAAUGUCAGAGCAAGAAGAAAGUGUUCAUUCCCUACCGUGAGUCUGUGCUUACAUGGUUGUUGAAGGAAAGCCUUGGUGGAAAUUCAAAAACGGCUAUGAUUGCUGCCAUAAGCCCUGCUGCCAGCAAUGUGGAGGAAACGCUGAGCACCCUUCGAUAUGCUAAGCAAGCAUGUUUCAUAAUCAACAUUGCCAAAGUAAACGAGGACAUGAAUGCUAAGCUAAUCCAAGAAUUGAAAGCUGAAAUUGACAAGUUGAAAUUGGCUCAGAAGAAUGUUCAGAAUAUUGACCCUGAGAAACGCAGACUUUAUGUGCAAGAAAUAACCUCUCUGAGGAUGAAGCUACACCAGCAAGAGAGGGAAAUGGGCGAGAUGCAGAGGGCCUGGAAAGAAAAACUUGAACAAGCAGAAAAAAAGAAAUUUGAAGAAACAGUGGAGUUACAGAAAGCAGGCAUUACAUUCAAGAUGGACAACAGUCUACCUAACUUGGUCAAUUUGAACGAAGACCCCCAGCUCUCGGAGAUGCUGCUAUAUAUGAUAAAGGAAGGUCAGACUACAGUUGGAAAAUGCAAGCCAAAUUCAGGUCAUGACAUCCAGCUCUCGGGAGCCUUGAUUGCUGAUGACCACUGUGUUAUCAAACACAUGGAAGGUGCUGUGAGCAUCACACCGCUGGGAGAAGCAAAAACAUAUGUUAAUGGACAAUGCAUUUCAGGCCCUACAUUUCUGCAUCACGGUGACCGCAUCAUUCUUGGGGGGAAUCACUAUUUUCGCUUUAAUCAUCCUGUAGAAGUUCAGAAAGUCAAAAACAUUUCUCAUAAGGCUUCCCUGCCAGAUGACCGUCCGAAAGACUUUGAAUUUGCUAAAAAUGAAUUGCUGUCUGCGCAAAGGGUUGAGCUGGAAUUGGAAAUUGAAGAAGCACGACUAAGAGCAAAGGAAGAAAUGAUGCAAGGAAUCCAGAUUGCAAAAGAAAUGGCUCAACAAGAACUCACUUCUCAGCAAAAAAUCUAUGAAAGCCAGAUAAAAUCACUGGAGGUACAGCUGGAAAAAGAAUCGCACAGGAAACAACUGCAGGAAAUGAAUACUCAAAUGGCAACAGACAAAAUCCAAGAGUUGGAGAAAGCAAAGCGAGGCCUUGAACUGGAAGUACACUUUAACAAGAAGCGCUUGGAAAUGGAGACACUGGCUGCCAGAGAGGCACUAGAAGAUCAUGCGAUUCGUCAUGCCAAGAUUCUGGAUGCUCUGGAGGCUGAGAAGCAGAAAAUUGCUCAGGAAGUACAAACUCUUCAGCAGAGUCACGGAAGCAGAAAUAAAGCAGACCCAAACUGGAGUUCUUUGAAACUAUCCAUGAUGAUCAAAGAGGCCAAUACUAUGAGCAGUAAAUUAGAUAAACACACUAUUUUUUAUAGGCAUGAUGAAAUGAAGACAGACAGUGGGAAGGGCUGUUCUGUUCAAGUGCAGGUCCGUAACAUCAGACUGGGUGUUUCAACUUUCUGGAGUCUGGAGAAGUUUGAGUACAAGUUGGCUGCAAUGAAAGAACUCUAUGAGACCAAUAAUACUAGCAAAGUUGAUGAGAUUUUUUAUGAUCCCAUGGAUGAAUGGGAACCUGAUCUUUCGAAUGCAUCCAUGUCAUCAUUUUCUAGAAGAAGAAGCAGAAGUCUGAGGAAAAGCAAGCGAAUUUCAGGAUGUUUGUCCGAGGUAAAACUGAGUCUGCACAAUCCACAUUCAACAGGCACAAUAAAUAAAUUGGAGAGGCCAAGUUUGGAUCCAACGGAAUCAUUUGUACCUGGAAUUUGUAAGGAGCUCAUAAGUUCAGCUCUAGAUGUUUUGGGACAGACUCAGGAAGAAGAGAGCAUAGCACAAAGUCUUUUAGCAACUUUGUUCACCAUUUAUGCUGGAGUUACUGCCAUGAUUCAUGCAUAUGAGCAAGCUGAAGAAAGUCAAGAGAACUUUUUCAUUGUGGACCAGGCUGCUCAGUCCGGCAGCAUCAGAAUCGCUUCUGCCUUUGAACGGCUUGUGGUCUUAAGCAAGCGGUGGCUGAGCAGUUUCCGAAGAAGUGAGGAAUCUGUAGGCGCUUCCGAUGGACUAAAGGAAAGCCUAAAACAUUUGGGAGGAUAUUUGCAAUUGCUGUUGCAGGGUGGGUGUUCAGAUUUGUCUUCAAUAGUCGCAGAGGCACAGAAGAAAAUAAUGAGCACGCUCAAAGAAAUGGUAAAGUGCAUAGGACAUCUGGUGGCACUUACAGGGUUGGACCUAUAUCUUCCAGCAGGAAAUGAAGAUGAUGUGAGCGAUCCCAAGGAAGAACUGAUACCUUAUCUCUACGAUGGUCUGUGUACAGGACUGGAGCAUCUUUCAGACUGCAUUCAGAAAACAACUAAGGAUAUGCAGGAUGACUUCUCAAAAUGGUAUCCACAAAAUGAGGUUCAGAAGCAACUUAAGAAUGAAGCUAUGGCUUUUGCUAACAUCCUUGAAAAUAUCAUAUCUGACUGUAAAAAGAAGAAAAUAGCCCUAUUAAGGAGAGAGGAACUGGUUGAUUUGGAGGUGAACAAAGCAACCAGUAAAGCUGCCAAAUUGUUUGAGCUGCAUCAUUGUCUAGAUCAAGUCUUCCAGAUAGUUACUUCUUCAUUACAAGGGUCAUACAGAAACAAAAAUCCACUGAGAUAUUUUGUAGAGAAGAUUUGCAUCUUAGCUGGGAAUUUUAAUGCUCUGUGCCAUUCAUCUACUUCAACUGUUGUUUCAGCAGGUGGACCGUUUUCCAAAAUAAAAAAUUCUCUUGUGAAUAGUGCUGAACUGGAAUCUGUAGCAAAGUCACUUGUUAUAAGUUUUGAACUUGAACUUGGGUGGAACACGUUUACACUUCAAGAUGAUUGCAUAAGUGAUACUGAAGAGACACAGCUUGAAAAACACAAAGCUACAACAGAAUGGGAGCAUAAAGGAAUUCCAAAACGAGAAUAUAAACUUUGGUCUCUACCUCAGACCACAGGGGAAGCGUCACCUAGUAGAAUUCAUUGGGUAUAAAAUGUUGCUUGAUGAGUGGGAAUAGUUCAGAGUGUAAGAAAUAGCAUAUUCUGUAAAAUAUAGAUUGGCUGUAUGUGGGGAAGCCCUCUGUCCCUUAAAGAGAACCACCUUGGAGGAUGUCCUCUGAACAUCAGAGCUGGUUUUUCCAUGGAAAAACAAUGAAUGCAAGAGGACAUGAAAGGUUCUGAGUUAACCCAUGAUUUUUUGUUGACGCAUGGUACAAAUGGGGCAUAUGCUACAAUGAUUUUGAAAAGCUAUAGAUUCUUGACAGACAAGCACUGAGAAUUCAUGUAAAUGACUACAGCUUGACAUUAAGAAUAUUUUGUCUUCAGUUUGUAACUUAUAUGCAGCACCUAUUUUAAAAGAGCAAAAAGAGAGAAAGGACACUUUGCUCAAUUAUGUCUAUCAGUGGCUUGGUUUUUACAGAGGAUUUCUGCAGAUGGAAGGGAUUUCAGUCCAUGGAACCUGACUUUCAUGUCUCCUCCCUCUCCAAAAUGUCCCCAGUAGAAACCUUGGAAUACCUUGCAGCAGUGGGGGUGAGUUGGAGAUCUACAAUGGGAGGGUAGUAAUCAGCAAAAAACUUCUCCCCUUCCAUCCAUAGUAUUUUUGUGCAAUUAUAUUUUGCCGAUGUCACUGCUGGGAGAGUUGAAAUAACAGUUUAUAUCAUUUAACAGUGCAGCAGGAUCAAGUCAUCAUGAAAAUAUUAAAAUUAUCUUUACAUACUAUUUCAGUUGAAGGGAAUCCAUUGGUGGAUUUUUGGACAAGCGUUAAAACAACAUUAAAACAUUACUUUUCACAUUUUGUUAGAUUCGACCGCAACUUGAAGAUAUAACUUUUGUAAUCAUGUAUUGUGUAUGCACAUGUAUGUUCCUGUACACAUCAGUAUUUGUAAAAUGCCUGUAAAUAUGAGAAUAAAAUUGCAAAAUGUACACAGAUUGCCAGUGUAAGGAAGACACAAAUCUUCCUUUCAGAGCUUCAGAUUGUAUGUAAAUGUAUUUAUGUCAUAAAGUUAUUUUGUUUUUA